Molecule: messenger RNA, 420 nt
Organism: Geosmithia morbida
Lineage: Eukaryota; Fungi; Ascomycota; Sordariomycetes; Hypocreales; Bionectriaceae
Exons: 1
Coding region: 1-420 (139 amino acids)
Source: RefSeq, a predicted model, not a curated record
AUGCCUCCCAAGAAGUCCUCAGACACAGGAACCCUCUCCGACACAGAGAUGCGCUUCAUCAAGGCUCUGUUCGACAACAUGACCCAGAAGCCCGACACCGACUGGGACAGGGUCGCCGACGCCCUCGGGCUCAAGGACUCCAAGUGUGCCAAGGAGAGAUGGCGUCAGAUGUCGAUCCGCCAUGGCUGGCGCACCGACCCUUCCUCGUCUGCCGGUGCGGGGGCUAGUCCUCGCAAGGCCGCCGCCGCCGCCGACAAGGUUGCCAAGAAGCCGGCUACGCCACGCAAGAAGGUCAAGAAGGAGGAAUAUGCUGGCUUCGACACUUCUGAAGAUUUCAUCCCGGGAGAUGCCCAUGGAGAAUCCGGAGACGCCCAGCAGACGGUGGCCAGCAAGGGUUUAGACAGUGAUGGCCAGAUUUAA